Amphibalanus amphitrite is the source of this 2113-nucleotide messenger RNA. RefSeq names its product eukaryotic translation initiation factor 2D-like. The record is from RefSeq and is a predicted model, not a curated record. Gene Ontology annotation, molecular function: translation initiation factor activity; RNA binding. NCBI's taxonomy places the organism in Eukaryota, Metazoa, Arthropoda, Thecostraca, Balanomorpha, Balanidae. Bases 145 to 1983 code for a protein of 612 amino acids. Gene Ontology annotation, biological process: formation of translation preinitiation complex; translational initiation. The transcript has 6 exons.
UUAAUUUAAUUUAUUAUUUUUCCAUAGCUUUCAUAUUCGUGGCAUCUUGUUCUCUUGUUGUUCUCAAUGAGCUGAGCUGAAAUUCUGUGACUAUUGAUGCUCACCAAUAGUAGAAAAGAGGCAUAGGGAGCGGAUGCUCAUGGGAUGCUGCCUCUUCUCAUCAAGAUGUUCCUCAAGCCAUUCAGAGUAAAAUCCAACUCACAGAUCAAGGGAUCUGACAGGAAGAAGCUGAGGAGUCAGAUAGCAGCUGCCUUCCCUGUUCUCACCACAGAGGCCUGUGCAGAGCUGAUCCCCACCAAGGAGGAGGUCUCCGUGUCACGUCUGGUGACCCACGGGGGCGACUCUGUGGUCUGCUACCUCACCGGCCGGGACCCGGUGCUGCUGGACAUCGGCGGCCGCCUGAUGCCCACCGUUUACACACUGUGGCGCCACCCGGACCUGCUCUAUGCCUUCACCACGUACGCUCCGGUGGUGCAGAAGCUGCGUGGCGGCGCCGACCUCAUGCUACCGGGCGUUAUCGUCCGAGAGAAGGACUGCGGAGCGCGGGCGUUCGGGAAACUCGAUAAAGGACAGCCUGUGGCCGUGAACACUGAGAUUAACCGCGCGCCGGUGGCGGUGGGCUGGGCGGCGCGCGACAGUCAGGACCUGUACAUGUCCGGCGGCAGGGGAAAGGCGGUGCUGAUGGUACACGUGGUGGGGGACCUACUCUGGGAAAUGGGCACCCGCAGACAGCCGCCCGAGCUGGGCGCGCCCGGCGGGGAGCCCGAGGAGGAGUGGGGAGAUGACGUCGAGGAUGGGAAGGCGGACGGGGGAACAGCGGACGGUGAGGGUGGAACUGGAGACGGCACAGCGGCUGGGGACGGGCCGGCGGGCGCGGGGGAGGCUGGGGAAGGGCCUGCGGAGGGAGAUGACGCGGAGGGGACGACGACGCUCAGCUUCCAGAACCUUCGUGUGGAGGACGAUGACGAGAACCCGCCGGCCGCUACCGAGCCCGAGCCUGCCCCGGAGCCGCCGACGCCCGCCAGUAUGGACGACCUCUUGUACGACGCCUUCCGACAGGCGUGGCGCACCACUGCCAAACGUAUCGAACUUCCCGUGCUCGUAUCAAACUUCUACGCUCAACACAUGCAGCCCAACAGUCAACGGCCACUCGACGUCAAAAAGUCCUCCUACAAGAAGAUCUCAAAGUUCCUAGAGAAGAUGCAGAAGGACGGUUUGGUGCAGGUGAAGGAACUCUCCAAAGGAGUGCAGAGCAUUGUCUCUGUACGGUUGGAUCACCCGGAGAUCCGCUCCUACAAGGUACAGGAGAUUUGCCGGGACGAGUCGCCGGAGCCGGAGCCCGACUCGGCCGGCCCCAGCAGGUCCAAGGCUAUUGAGCGGGUGGAGGAGCUGUACAUUGUCAGCGGCAAUGUGGCGGCCGUGUUCAAGGAGCUGAAGAUCGCCAAGGGCACUCCGCUGUCUGCGCAAGAGGUCCGGAAACACCUGACGCAGUACGUCAAGAACAAGGAGCUGCAGAAUCAAAACAACAAAACCUUGGUACAACUGGACCCGACACUGGCCUCGUGUCUGACCAACAAGUCGGAGGGUCUGGUGGAAUCGCUGCGCUGGGACGAGCUGCACCAGCGCUGUAUGCAGCGCAUGUCGCCCGGCCACGUGGUGUUGUUCAAAGGCGAGCCGCCGGUGGUGAAGAAAGGAGCCGUGCCCAGCGUGGAGCUCAACACGGCGACACGGUCGGGAAAUAAAAAGAUCACGAUGGUGCUGAACCUGCCCGUGUUCGGUAUCGACCCGGCCGAGUUCGCUCACCGCUGCCAGGUCGGUGUGGCGGCCAGCACCAGCGUAGGAGAGGCGCCCAACCGGCCGCCCGGCACCAGUCAGGUCAUGGUACAGGGUAACCAGAUCCGCUUCAUCGGAAAACUGCUCCAAGAGGACUACAAAGUGCCAAAGAAGUAUAUAAAAGGACUGGAAAAGGCGCCUAAGAAAUGAAUCGUUUCGAGGAACGGCUUUCAACUUGUUUUGUUGUUGACGUGGACCCUUGUGAUAUUUUUCUUAUACGGGAAAUGUAAAGGCACCGCUGGUUUUAAACGUGACAAUACAGUAAAUAUAUGUGCUGCUU